Messenger RNA from Trichomycterus rosablanca, 1601 nucleotides. RefSeq names its product Yip1 interacting factor homolog A (S. cerevisiae) (gene yif1a). Bases 113 to 1027 code for a protein of 304 amino acids. Gene Ontology annotation, cellular component: endoplasmic reticulum membrane; endoplasmic reticulum-Golgi intermediate compartment; COPII-coated ER to Golgi transport vesicle. The transcript is spliced from 9 exons. Lineage: Eukaryota; Metazoa; Chordata; Actinopteri; Siluriformes; Trichomycteridae. The record is from RefSeq and is a predicted model, not a curated record. Gene Ontology annotation, biological process: endoplasmic reticulum to Golgi vesicle-mediated transport.
UGGACCAAUAAUACUACACACUGUGCAGCGGUGCCACGCAGGCACAUUUUCACCAGCCAAUCACAAAGAAGUAGGGCGGGACUACGAGCGUCUACGUUGCUGAGGAGAAACGAUGGCCCAGCCACACCAUGGUUACCGGGGGUCAAAACCCAGAGCUCGGGCAGCCCCUGUCCCAGGAGACCCUCUUCUUUUUGAGGACACCAGCUCUGGAGUACCACCCAUGAACAACCAGAACUACUAUGAUUCUGGUUAUAGCAUGGGAGGAGGCCAGGCAGUCGGCGGGGUAAAUAAUCUGUUUGCAGAUCCAAUGGCCAAUGCAGCUAUGAUGUAUGGCUCCUCAAUAGCAAACCAAGGCAAAGAUAUAGUAAACAAAGAGAUCAAUCGUUUUAUGUCAAUAAACAAGUUGAAGCACUUCUUUGCAGUUGACACCAAAUACGUCAUGAAGAAAUUAAUGCUUCUCCUGUUUCCCUAUACACACCAGGACUGGGAAGUUCGAUACCACAGAGACACUCCUCUCCCCCCUCGCAAUGACAUUAAUGCUCCAGAUCUCUACAUACCCACAAUGGCGUUUAUUACCUAUAUUUUGCUGGCAGGAAUGGCUUUGGGAAUACAGAAACGAUUCAGUCCAGAGGUCCUCGGUCUAUGUGCCAGCACCGCUCUGGUUUGGGUCAUCAUUGAGGUUCUUUUAAUGUUGCUGAGUCUAUACCUGCUCUCGGUUCACACGGACCUAUCAACUUUUGAUCUUGUUGCUUACAGUGGCUACAAAUAUGUCGGGAUGAUCUUUACUGUCCUGUCUGGGCUGCUCUUUGGCAGUGAUGGCUACUAUGUUGCUCUUGCCUGGUGCUCUUGUGCCCUCAUGUUUUUCACUGUCCGCUCUCUCAAAAUGAAGAUCCUGUCUUCGCUGUCCUCAGAUUCAAUGGGUGCAGGAGCAAGUGCCAAACCUCGCCUCCGUUUAUAUAUCACCGUGGCCUCAGCUGUUUUUCAGCCAAUCAUCAUUUUCUGGCUAACUGCACAUUUGGUCAGAUGACAAGGUGGAAAUGUUUUCCUGGAGCAAAAUAACUUUUAAACAGUACAGAACAUGUUCAGUAUGACUGUAAUCACGCAUUAGCUGUUUGCUGUAACAAGUGAAAGUGUGGCCUGUCUGUAACAAAACAUUUAGCUUGGCUUGGAGAACAUGCCAUGGGGAUUUUUCACUUGCUUUUUUCAUCAAAGGAGUUUAUGGUCUGAAACCAUCAUCUUUUAAAAGAGUGACAGGCUAAAUCUGAGAUUCAGAAUUUUAAAGGUGUAUUCAGUGUUUUUUCUGUCUCUGACUUCUAAGAAAAUAUAGUUUUUGUUUAACUCUGUCACCUCUUUUACUAAGGUGACAAAGUCAGCCUCAUUUUUGAGGCGCAAAAAGAAAAAAGAGAAUUCACAUUGACCCUUAAAGUAUUUUUUUGUGCUCGGCUUGAUUUUGUGCGGUAUUUGGUACUAGUGCUGAACACAAUCUGCUGAGCCCACGUGCCCUUAUUUUCUAUUUAUCAUGCAUGAACAUUUAUGUUUUUUCUUUCAGUAAAAAAAAAAUAAAUACAAAAUUCAUUAGAAUUUUAAUUAUGUUCACCAGG